Suillus subalutaceus is the source of this 1404-nucleotide messenger RNA. RefSeq names its product SWI/SNF complex 60 kDa subunit. The transcript has 10 exons. The record is from RefSeq and is a predicted model, not a curated record. Lineage: Eukaryota; Fungi; Basidiomycota; Agaricomycetes; Boletales; Suillaceae. Bases 64 to 1212 code for a protein of 382 amino acids. Gene Ontology annotation, biological process: regulation of transcription by RNA polymerase II. Gene Ontology annotation, cellular component: nucleus; SWI/SNF complex.
GUCUUUGCCAAAUUACUUACCUGUGCUAGGACGAGUGCUAGAUCAUCUCGUACGCCUAUCAAUAUGGACGGGAUGAAAGCUGCAAAGAGACGCAAAAUUACAGACAAAUCCGUCCCAAAUGCUCUUGCGCAACUUCCAGAGUUCGCCGAGGACUCACAAUUGUACCAAAGCUUGUUAGAGAUGGAAAAGAAGCUUGACUGGACAAUGAACCGGAAAAAAGUGGAAACUGUGCCCAUACGGUUCUCUGGGCAGCUGUGGCAAACUGGCGAAGCUGGUGCUGAGGGGGUAAACUUCGAGACGGGGCAGGGAAUUCCAGCCUGGUCCCUGAAGGUUGAAGGGCGACUAUUAGAGCUUCCCAAUCAACGUGCGCGGGACAGGGUUCCUCCUCGGAAGUUCUCAUCUCUCAUAAAACGAAUGAUCAACGGGAAUGUCGUCGAGUGGCCUCGAGGUCCGACUAUUCAGCAGCCUCUCGAUGGGUUCACCAUAAGGCGAACCGGAGACCAGCCAACGAAAAUGCGCCUCAUAAUAUAUCUCGAGCAGACACCAGAGCAGUAUAAAGUGGCUCCAGACCUGGGCAAUGUCUUGGGUAUUAAAGAGGAGAGUCGUGUUGGCAUCAUCCAGGCUAUGUGGAAUUAUAUCAAAAUAAACGGCCUGCAAGACAAAACAGAUCGUCGAAGAAUACGCGCUGACGAUUAUUUGAGACCGAUCUUUGGCGGAGACGGCAUUAUGUUUCACCAACUGCCAGAGCUAGUCAAUCGAUAUUUGAUGCCUCCAGACCCUGUAGUCGUCCAUUACUCCAUCAAUCCAGCACAGGUACCCCCAGAGCGCCCUUCUGCAUGGGAUAUUGAAGUCAAGAUGGAGGACACGAGUCUGAAGAACCGUAUCAUGGUGACGGUACAAUCAAGUAAAGACAGCAUGUCCGACCUCACCAAGUUGGAUGAUGAGAUUGCGCUGUUAUCACAAUCACUACAUAACUCGCACACAAAGCGGCAAUUCCUUCAAAGUUUCGCCAGAGACCCAGCUAAUUUCAUACAGACGUGGUUGGCGUCACAGUCUCGUGACUUGGAAAGUGUGCUUGGGAAUGGACCGAGCGAAGGUGCUACGAUUCGUGCUGAAGAAUUGCGUAGGAGCGACUUCUUCAGACUACCUUGGGUUGAGGAGGCUGUUGCUGUCCACGAAGGAUUGCGCCUGGCAUCUCGAGGCAUGCAAUGAAAGUUAUAGAACUACGGUUCCUUGCUGUGUCGACCCUGCUUUUGCAGUCUUAUCUUAUUCUAAUCGUUGCAUUGUUGUACUUAAGUGUGUAUUUCGCCAAGAGCUUUCGAUGAUCAUCUUAUGCUAAGUACGCACAAGUGGCACGACUCACCUUAUUUUUUUGACUCCGAAAUGAAACAUGAGAUAAAGACA